This is a messenger RNA of Electrophorus electricus (electric eel), 4464 nucleotides long. RefSeq names its product rho GTPase-activating protein 7. Gene Ontology annotation, molecular function: lipid binding; GTPase activator activity; protein binding. Gene Ontology annotation, biological process: signal transduction; regulation of Rho protein signal transduction; actin cytoskeleton organization. NCBI's taxonomy places the organism in Eukaryota, Metazoa, Chordata, Actinopteri, Gymnotiformes, Gymnotidae. The record is from RefSeq and is a predicted model, not a curated record.
ACACAUACACACUCAUGCUUGGAGGAGACCGUCUGCAAAAUUACAUGCAGACUUUUUGCAACACGGCUGAAAGCAGGGAGGCGAAGCCCUCUUCCUCGAUCCGCUCGGCCGCCCACAGGCUUGCGGGACUCCUUUUGCAGAUGGAGUGAGGAAAGAGAGGGAGUGUUGAGGGUUGUUUCGCUGGAGCACGUGGACAUGGCACACACGGUGAAGACGCCACUGCGGAGGUCCUUCAGCGAGCACGUCAAGGAUUCCACCAACAAGGCUUGGGACAUAUUCUGGAGAAGUGCACGAGAGAAGCGUCUAUCAGAGAUUGAAGUGAAGGAGGCUUGUGAUUGGCUCAGAGCAGCUGGCUUCCCCCAGUAUGCACAGCUCUUCAAAGAUUGCCGCUUCCCCAUUGACAUAGACUGGGUGAAGAGUGAUCAUGAAUUCCUGGAUACUGAUUCUAUAGACUCUCUCUGCAGGAGAUUAGGCACGUUAAACAAAUGUGUUGAGAUGAAGCUGGAACUGGGCAGAUGCAAACGGAGGAGUGAGGAUGGUGAGUAUGAGGAACUAUAUGCCAUCAGCCCUAAGUGGUCCUAUGACAGGAAGACUAGGUGCUGGAUUCGAAUGGAUGGUAUGGACUUCCUGCCAUCUGCGGACAUCCCUGCCUCCAGCCUGAGGCAAUCGCGAAGUUGCGAGGCUUCUUUGUGGGAUGGUGGCGAGCACCACGAGACCCUCUCCACGCACAGCUCCAGCAGCGGUGACAGUGAUGGGGGAGCCAGUGCCCACAGGUCCCCCAGAGAGACCAGGAUGAGCCGAAGCUCCUCCUCAUCGACCUUCAAGCCCCAGUCCCCUGAUGGCCCCUGCAGUGGGCCACCGUCCCCCAGCGAGCCUGAGAGCAUGCAUGGAGAAGAGUGCUUUCCUGACAGGCUGUCUCUUAAGAAGGGCCAAGGCCUGCUCCGGAAGGUGGAGAAGCUAAGGCUCCGGGGAUCCACUCAGUGGUCUCACGGCCGCAACGAGCGAGGCCACUUAGUCAUCAGUAGUCCUGUGAUACAGGAGGGCCAGGGUGAGGGCAUGCUUGAGCAGCUUAAUGCCGUGGGGCUGCGGGACAAGCCUAGCAGCCCAGCAUCAUGCUCACCGCCUUCAGGCUGCAGCAGCAGUCCAUCUGAGAACAGCAGUGUUGCCAGCACACCAAGCCCCAUUGCAAAGGUCCGCAGCAACUGCAAGCCUCUAGACUUGUGCGGUCAGGUGAGAGAGCACCCCCACUUGGGCGAGCGGGAGCUACACACACGUGACCUCAAUGCCAACGCCAUCUUCAAGAUUCCGCCCGGGCACAAGCCAGGCACGUUCCCCACUGCCCUGGGCCACAGUGCCAUCCUCCCUCCCAUUGACAACACCUCCGUCAACUGGAGAACUGGGAGCUUCCAUGGCUACCGCGGCCGCAGGUGCAGAAGCAGCAGCUCCAAAGAACUGGAGCCAGUCUGUAGCCCCUUGGCAACGUACGACCACCGCGUCAGCAUUUACGACAAUGUCCCGGACAAUCUGCAAAUCAUGGACGACGACGUGUUCUCAGCCAUGGACAGCGUCAUGGAGCGGAUUAGCGGACUGCAGCAGCUGGUCACCUCCUGGACAGAGAAACUGUCUGAAGAUGGAGAUUCUGACUUCUCCCACUCCAGCUCACCUUCACCCUCCUCUCUGACUGACAUCCAUCUGGAGAUCAAAGAGCCGGGCGAAGCAGAUCAGACACGCCCAGAGCAAAGCUACGACAAGAGCUCAUGGGCACUGACGCACACCCAUCAGCGCAGCAAAUACCCUUCUCGCACACAGAAGCUUCUCUGGUCCAGUGAACAGGCCUUCACAGCAAAUGCAGCCAAGCCGGGCGCAGAGGCCCAGCUCGCCCCAAGCAUCUCUGUGCUGCGGAGGCUCAGUUUGCUUCGGCUCACAUCUCUGAUGGACAAGCACUCCCCCUUCAGCAAGCAAGGCUGGAACUGGACGGUGCCCAAAGUGUACAGAAAGGUAAAGGCAUCUGAGCAUAAGGGCAGGAAGGUGUUCGGGGUGCCUUUGCUCCACAGUGUCCAGCAGUCAGGAAAGCCUCUGCCCCCAAGCAUCCUCAGAGCUAUGGAGUACUUAAAGACCGAAUGUCUGGAUCAGGUUGGCCUCUUCCGGAAAUCUGGGCUCAAAUCCCGAAUUCAGUACCUGAGGGACAUGGUAGAGGCUGACCCUGACAACUUUUCCUUUGAGGACCAGUCGGCCUUUGACGUAGCCGACAUGUUGAAGCAAUAUUUCCGAGACCUGCCUGAGCCGAUCUUCUCAAGCAAGCUGUGCGAGAGCUUCCUGCACAUCUACCAGUACUUCCCAAAGGAUCAGCAGUUUGCGGCGGCCCAGGCAGCAAUCUUCCUCCUGCCAGAUGAAAACAGGGAAGCCCUUCAGAGCCUGCUCUUCUUCCUCCAAGACGUGGUGGCCUGUGUGCAAGAAAACCAAAUGACCCCCACCAAUAUUGCAGUGUGUCUGGCACCUUCUCUGUUCCAUCUCAACGUUCUCAAGAGAGACUGCACCAGCUCCAGGUCAAGCCAAAGGAAGUACAGCUUGGGGAGGCCAGACCAGAGGGAUCUGAGUGAGAAUCUGGCUGCUACUCAGGGACUGGCCCAUAUGGUGACUGAGUGCAUCCGACUCUUCCAGAUGCCACACUACUGGGAGGAACAGAACCCAAGCACCUUUUGCGAAGACAUCCUUAAUAUGGAUGGGAGCUUCAGCUCUCAUCUGUGCAGUGAUGAGACUGAUCUGGCAGACCGUUCCAGACUGGACCUCUGUGUACAGCAGCUCAUCAGGGAGGCCAGGGAGAAGCCCAAAGGCUGGGUCACCUGCUCCACAUCCGACCACGUGGAUGUGGCAUUUAAAAAGGUGGAGGACGGCUACCCCUUGCCACUGUGGAGGGGGGUGGUGGAUGUGGACGCUUCGCAGCACGAUGUCCUCCAGCGCGUCCUGAGGGAAACAGGGCAAUGGCAGAGUGACUUGGAGCACAGCGAGGUGGUGGAGACCUUGGACAAGCAGGCAGAAGUCUAUGAGUACACCCUGCAGGCAGCUGGGGCUAGGCCACCACUGCAGCAUGUGCUGCUUAGGACCUGGAACUCCGAUCCCUCCUCAGGACCAUUAUUUGUGGCGGCCACUUCGGUGGAACAUGGCGACAUCCCAGCCAGGGGGGUCAUAGCUCAAGUGCUCUGCUCUCUGUUUCUGGUGGAGCCGAUGGGGGCAAAAAGGUCACGGCUCACAUACUUCUGCCGGAUGGAUACCAGGGGCCGAUCUCCAGAGUGGCAUCAUAAAGUUGGUGGACACCUGGUUUCAGCCUCCCUGGUGGCAAUUAGGGACUCCUUUAGACCCAAGAUGAAAGAUUCCAGGGCAUGAAAGGAGUACAAAGAGCGAUUAUUGUAACCCUGGACAAUUUCAUAACCCCUGAGACUACCUGCUAGACCCUGCUCACAAAAAAAAAAAGGGGGGGGGGGCGGAUAUGGCCAUCUGCGAGAGGGCCAGGUAGGAGGAAUGGGAUCUCCAAAGCUGUUCUGAAGGGAGCACCGGGAAGACUUACGGAACCAUUCGAAUGCAGAGCCAAUUCACCCUGCCAAUGAGAAACAACAACAGUAUGAUGAGAUGCUGCAAGAGCAGGUCCACUUGGCUUUAUCGAGACUGACAAGGGAGAGUGUCAGAGUAAUGAAACGUCUCAUCCCAUCUGAAAGACCGUUCCCGAGGGCUAAUGCAGCGCUAAGGUUGUCUCCGACACUCUCGCUAUACACAGCUUUUUUUUUUUUUUUUUUUUUUUUUUUUUUAAUCAAGCGUUAAGAGAAGUACUAGGGGACAAUGUGAAGAUCUACUUCUUGGUUGGGGUGGAGAUGCCUUGUAAGAAUUCUUUUGUACAUUGGUGACUGUGACACUGAUUAGUCUAGGUAUGUGCUGGAAAGUGUAGCAUAGACAUAUUUAUAUUUAUGUUUGAAGGUGUGUCUGAUCAAGCUAAGCACAUCCAUCUGUAUGUGACGUGUUAUAAAGUCCUUUGAAGUUGCUGACUAAAUACCUGUAGUCCCUUUAAAUAAUACUGCAUUUCACUUUUUAUAGAGUUUAUUUGUACAUAUUUAAAAAUUAUUCAUUUUAUUCAAUUUAUAAAUAUUUUAUGCCAAUUUAAUAUAAUUUAAUGUGACCUACUAAACGUUACAGAAAAGAUUAUUUAAACAUAUAUAAGAAAUUAAACAAAUUAAACAGCCUUUUAAGCUAACCAGUUCUACUCAACAGCAUUCAUUGUCCAGUGUACUUUUCAGUAAAUCUGAGUUGUCUUACACUUCUCAGCACAAAUUCUGUUUUAGGACCUUUUUUUGCACGUGAAAUGUAGCCCAUGCAUUAAGUUGCUUCAAUUAUGAACAUUUGUGUUUCAAAAACAAACUCAUAUGGAACACAUCAUUGUUCAUGUUCAAGAAAUAAAAAAGGUGCUGCAAAUAA